Styela clava is the source of this 3240-nucleotide messenger RNA. RefSeq names its product serine/threonine-protein kinase DCLK1-like. Gene Ontology annotation, molecular function: protein kinase activity; ATP binding. Gene Ontology annotation, biological process: intracellular signal transduction; protein phosphorylation. NCBI's taxonomy places the organism in Eukaryota, Metazoa, Chordata, Ascidiacea, Stolidobranchia, Styelidae. The record is from RefSeq and is a predicted model, not a curated record.
UAGAAUUAUAACUUCUGAAAUUAUCUUUUAGCUUAUUUAUAUGCUAUGUGUUUUGGCUGUAUUCUUUAACUUCAUUUGAAGGACAAAUAGCAUGGUGAAUGGCGUCAUGCAGCGCUCUAUUGCAGAACAUUUUGCAUCUGAGAAGUCUCGAUUGAUGAGAGGGACACGUAGUCCUGCUCACAGUGCUCAUUCAAGUUUUUAUCGCACAAGAACCCUCCAACACUUAUCACAAGAAAAGAAAGCAAAGCGAGUACAAUUUUAUCGCAGUGGUGACCGUUUUCAUCAAGGUAUCACAUAUGCUAUUUCAAGUUCACGAUUCCGUUCUUUUGAUGCCCUUUUAACUGAUUUAACUCGUGCACUCAAAGAUAAUGUUAAUCUUCCAUUUGGUGUCCGCUCCAUUUUUACUAUUGGCGAUUGGCGAAGAAUUACCAGUUUAGAUGAGCUAGUGAAUGGACAAAGCUAUGUCUGCUCUUCAUCUGAAACCUGCAAAAGACUAGAUUAUCUGCGGAAUGCUUGUCCGAACUGGUCGCAAAACUCCGAAUUGAAGUCUAGAUCAAUGUCAAGAUUACCUGAUGGUAGACAAUCUUUCAAUGAUCACAAUCGAUUGUCAGAAGAGCGAAGAUCCUCCUUCAGAUUAAAUCGUGAUUUUAUUAGACCAAAAUUGAUUACAGUUAUAAGAAAUGGUGUUAAACCAAGAAAAGCUAUCAGAAUACUGCUCAAUAAGAAGACAGCUCAUAGCCUUGAACAGGUUGCGAAUGAAAUUACCUCGGCUAUAAAGCUUGACACAGGUGCUGUCAGAAAAAUUUAUACACUUCAUGGUAAGGAAGUCACACAGUUGAGUGAUUUUUUUGAAGAUGAUGAAGUUUUUAUUGCUUGUGGAUAUGAAAAGUUAACUCAUGAUGAUUUUGAAAUCAAUAAUUCCGAACAAGGCUUCACGAAACCUAUCUCAACACCACAAGCUCCUAGAAGAAGUUUUCGGGUAAAAUCCGGCGCAAGAACGCAACCUCCUCAGAAACCCAAAUCAAGGAUGCGGCAGAGUCAAGAUCAGCGAGAAGGAAAUGUGACUUUAAACCCCACUAAUGACUUGGCAAGAUCUCUAGCGGAUGCUGAAAAGGAAGAAGAUCCCAUCAUAGCUUGGCCUCGAGACCUUGUUCGACAAUAUAAAGUUAGAUCAAUGCUGGGUGAUGGAAAUUUUGCAACAGUGAAGGAAUGCAUUCACCGCACCAGUGGUAUAAGAUAUGCCAUGAAGAUCAUAGAUAAAACAAAAGGUACGGAACCGGGCCACAAAAUCGAGAAUGAAGUUUCCAUCUUGAAGAAAAUUGAGCAUCCAAAUAUUGUCAGAGUAUUGCAAGAUUUUGUUACAGAAACUGAAAUUUUUUUGGUAAUGGAGCUAGCAGAAGGUGGCGACCUUUUUGAUGCGAUUACAUCAGGUUCUUGUUACACGGAACGAGAUGCAAGUGGCAUGAUUUAUAAUUUAUGUAGUGCUUUAGCUUAUCUUCACAACCUCAAUAUAGUUCAUCGAGAUGUGAAACCAGAAAAUCUUUUGCUUUUCGAAUACUCAGACAGCAGUAAGGCAUUGAAACUAGGAGAUUUUGGUCUUGCGACAACGGUAGAUGGACCGUUAUACACAGUUUGUGGAACACCAACAUAUGUCGCUCCCGAAAUUGUGUUACAGCAGGGAUAUGGUGUUCAAGUUGAUGUUUGGGCUGCUGGUGUCAUAACUUACAUUCUUUUAUGUGGAUUUCCUCCCUUUCAGUCUGUUAAAAACCUGCAGGAAGAACUAUUUGAUUCGAUUCUAUGUGGACAUUAUGAAUUCCCUUCUCCUCACUGGGAUUUUGUUUCAAAGUCUGCACAAGACCUCAUCAACAAAAUGUUACAACAUGAUGUCAAAAUAAGAUUAACAGCAUCUCAAGUUUUGGAACAUCCAUGGGUAUCUGGAGAUGAAGCCUCUGACCAUGACAUGAAGAUGUUAGUAUCUCAUACCUUAUUAUCUCAUUUUCAGCGUCCAGCAUCAGGAACUCAUCAGCGUGGUAGUAAAAAAAGAAUGUAAGCACUGUACAGUAUGCCAUUUUUAAAUUUAGUUUCUGGUUCCAUCAAACACACAGGAAAUCUGUUAUAAGUACAGUAUGUUGCAGGCUUUGGGAUUUUCCACUUUGUAUAUUUAACAUGGAGCACUUUUUCAACACACUGAAAAACUUUUUUAUAUAACUGCUUCCAACAUCCGAUUGCACAGUUUUUCUUUCAUUUCCUAUAACAAUCAUUACAAAAUAGCUUUUGUUUUAUAAAUCGUGAAUGCAAAUACCAAGCUGCUACUUUGUGCUCAAUCAUAUCUUAAAUUAGGAAUUUGAGAGAACAUUUUGGUCUGAAUUUUGUUGUUCUGUAUCGGUGGAAUCAUUGUAAAAUUUUGUAAUAUUGUGUCCAAAAUAUGUUCCAUUUGUCUGCACUGAAAUAUAUUAUCUGCACGGGUAUUUUUUUUAUUAUUUGUUUAUAUAACUGGUGAAAUAUGGUAUAAAAAUAUUUUAUUUGGCAAAUUUUCUUUCCGUUAAAUUUAACCUUUUUGAGCAGUCUGGUUAAAAUUCAAAUUUUCGUGUAUACUUCAAAUUUCUAGUAUACUUUUCAAUAAGCAUGUGAUUUGAAAAUAAAUCGCUAAUGAAAUUCUCAUUGUUACCCCAAUAUAGCAUUUUGUUUGUCUGUUAUUUUUUUCUUAAACUGUCAACUCAUUGUUUGGUAGUAUAACUAUUUCCUUCCAUCAAAUUUAUUUAUGCCAGAUGUCCUCUGACUGCGAUUGCACACAUUAAAAAGAUAUGAAUUAUUCAUUAGCUUCUUUCUUUAUUAUUAUUUAUCAGAAACCAGUGUUAUAUUUUUUACAUAGCAUAUGCCAUCAUCUUGUACAUUUCAUAGUCUAUCACUGUUUUUGUAUGUAUUUAUACCACCAGCAGGAAUAUUCAAGUUGGCUUAAUGCCUGGUCGAUCUCUCAAUUAAUUUUGAUUUUCUCGAAUAUCACAUUUUUUGCUCUAGGUAACAAAAGUUGUUGAAUUUUACAUUCUCAACUUCUAAAUCGUUGUUAUCAAUGUCUAAAAUUUAUUCCACUAAGGACUGAUGAUAAUGAGAUUCAUCAAUUUAUACAAAGUUUAACAUGAGCUAUAUUCUUGAAAAAUGUCGAAAAUAAUACCAUCAACCAGUGUUUUUUGCAUGUUGUGGAAAAUUUCCAAAUAUAUGUACUGAUUGUUUUUGUUGAAA